AUGGAAGUCCGAGCGAUGGCAAACCCUGGGCGGCGGGCGCUGGCGCGCAGGGCCUCUGCCGGGAGAGGCGGGGCCCGCGAGGCCUGCGCACUGCGGGCUGCGGGCUGCGCCCUGGCGAGGUGCCUCGCGGGGGCGCGAACGGCUGUGCGCAGGCGCCUGCUCGAGGCGUCCGUGUCAGCACGCUGCGUGUCGGCUCGGCACGCGUUGGCCCACGUCUGCGCGAAGGCACCGCGCCAGAGACCUCCGCUUUCAGUCCACGCGUUGGAGCCCCGCGUCUGCACGGUGCGCGUGGGGCGAGUGGGCCUCCGAGGUGCUGGGCGCGUCGAGCAGGUGCAGGGCGGGGAGGAGACCCCCCGGCUGCAUCCAACUCGAGGGUGCGGACAGCAGCGGUCGCCGAGGCGCCUUCUCUCCGGCUCGUUCUCGCAAGCAUUGUUUUUUUUCUCGCCGGCCCAAUCCUAG
Prorocentrum cordatum is the source of this 459-nucleotide messenger RNA. The record is from the annotation of a GenBank genome assembly. Lineage: Eukaryota; Dinophyceae; Prorocentrales; Prorocentraceae.